This is a messenger RNA of Stegastes partitus (bicolor damselfish), 1955 nucleotides long. It is a transcript of the gene gabrg2, whose product is annotated as gamma-aminobutyric acid type A receptor subunit gamma2. The transcript is spliced from 11 exons. Gene Ontology annotation, molecular function: GABA-A receptor activity; extracellular ligand-gated monoatomic ion channel activity. Lineage: Eukaryota; Metazoa; Chordata; Actinopteri; Pomacentridae. The record is from RefSeq and is a predicted model, not a curated record. Bases 1 to 1428 code for a protein of 475 amino acids. Gene Ontology annotation, biological process: gamma-aminobutyric acid signaling pathway; monoatomic ion transmembrane transport; chloride transport. Gene Ontology annotation, cellular component: membrane.
AUGGUGAUGACGGCUUCGCCAAAAUCAGCCUUCAAAUGCUCGAUAGCAAUGGCGAAGCCUUCCCUCCCCAUGAAGCUGUUUCUCUGGGUGUUUAUUGUCGUUAAUCUCUCCACAAGCUCCCUCCAGACUGAUGACGAUGAUGAGGCGUCUAACAAGACGUGGGUGCUGACUCCCAAAGUGUACGAGAGCGACGUCACGCACAUCUUAAACAGCCUACUAGAUGGAUACGACAACAAACUCAGGCCUGACAUCGGAGUCAAGCCGACAGUGAUCCACACAGACAUGUUUGUCAACAGCAUCGGUCCUGUAAAUGCCAUCAAUAUGGAAUACACCAUCGACAUCUUUUUCGCUCAGACCUGGUACGACAGAAGGUUAAAAUUCAACAGUACAAUGAAGGUCCUGCGUCUCAACAGCAACAUGGUCGGCAAGAUCUGGAUCCCAGACACUUUCUUUCGCAACUCAAAGAAGGCCGACGCCCACUGGAUUACCACACCCAAUCGCAUGCUGAGGAUCUGGAAUGAUGGACGAAUACUCUACACCCUAAGGUUGACCAUCGAUGCCGAGUGCCAGCUUAAACUGAACAACUUUCCAAUGGAUGAGCACUCAUGUCCCCUGGAGUUUUCAAGCUAUGGCUACCCCAGGGAGGAGAUUGUGUACAAGUGGAAGAGGAGCUCAGUGGAGGUUGGGGACAUUCGCUCCUGGAGGCUCUACCAGUUCUCCUUCGUGGGCCUGAGGAACACCUCUGAGAUCGUCAGGACUGUCUCAGGCGACUACGUGGUGCUGACCGUCUUCUUUGACCUGAGUAGGAGAAUGGGCUACUUUACCAUCCAGACCUACAUCCCAUGCACACUAAUUGUUGUUCUCUCCUGGGUCUCAUUCUGGAUCAACAAGGAUGCAGUACCUGCUAGGACGUCAUUAGGCAUCACCACUGUGCUGACCAUGACCACCUUGAGUACCAUAGCUAGAAAAUCUCUUCCAAAAGUUUCCUACGUGACUGCCAUGGACCUGUUUGUGUCCGUCUGCUUCAUCUUCGUCUUCGCCGCACUUAUAGAGUACGGUACGCUGCACUACUUUGUCAGCAACAGGAAGCCGAGUGCCAAAAAGGACAAGAAGAAGAAAAACCCGCUCCUCCGGCUCUUUUCCUCAAAGACACCCACAGUGGACAUCCGUCCACGCUCGGCCACAGCCAUUCAGAUGAACAACGCCACACACAUGCAGGAGCGAGAUGAGGAGUACGGUUACGAGUGUCUGGACGGAAAGGACUGCACCAGCUUCUUCUGCUGUUUCGAAGACUGCCGCUCCGGAGCCUGGCGGCACGGCAGGUUGCACAUCCGCAUCGCCAAGAUAGACUCAUAUGCACGCAUCUUCUUCCCUACUGCAUUCGGUCUCUUCAACCUGGUCUACUGGGUCUCCUAUCUCUAUCUCUAGGCGCGGGAAAAUUGGAAAAUCAACUGAUUUAAAAAAAAAAAAAAAAAAAGGGCCCACUUCAUCUUUUUAAGUCGAGGAAUCAUCCUUGCGUACAGGUGGGAGGAUCAGCCCAGACAACUGGUUUAAUGGUUUUCCUCACAUCUAUUAGCUUGCAGCAUAGACAACACUGACCCUUCAGCCCCUCCUCCAUGUGCUGCUAAAAGCCCACAUUUACAUAAUGACACACCACUAUUGUAUAUUGGUUACGCAAGCAGGUACAAGAGAAACUAUAUUAAAACAAGCUACGUGUUGUUAUAAAAACGAAUCAUUACUUGCCCUUUGCGUUAUCAGAGUGACACCUGCAGCUGUAACACCACAGGUUGAGUUUCACCUUCAAGUAGCGGCAUUGAGACUAAUCUAAACCUCAGUGCAAAUGUCAGUGAAGACAGCUGGAGGGCACUUUGCAGUCAAGCAGAGUUCAUUUAAGAUGACAAAAAAAAAAGUCUUAAUAAUAAAUAAACUUGAGCAUUUCAAAAAGACAAAAAAAA